Molecule: messenger RNA, 945 nt
Organism: Metschnikowia bicuspidata var. bicuspidata NRRL YB-4993
Lineage: Eukaryota; Fungi; Ascomycota; Pichiomycetes; Serinales; Metschnikowiaceae
Product: zinc-binding alcohol dehydrogenase family protein
Exons: 1
Coding region: 1-945 (314 amino acids)
Molecular function (GO): oxidoreductase activity, acting on NAD(P)H
Source: RefSeq, a predicted model, not a curated record
AUGGUCAUCGAAAACAAGGCGUUGGCCGUCAACCCCAUCGACUGGAUCAUCAGCCUGCGGGGCUUCUUGGUGCAGGAGUUCCCCGUGAUUUUGGGCUUGGACUGUGCCGGGGUGGUGGUUUCCGUGGGCCUGGAGGCCGCAGCGUCUUUCUCGGUGGGGGACCGUGUUUUGGCCUUGACCGAGAGCAUUUUCUCGCCGCUCCAGGACAAGGGCGGGUUCCAGAAAUACUCGGCCGUGCGCACUCUCACCGCCAGCAGGCUCCCGCAAAACACCACUUUCGUGGAGGGCUCGACGUUCCCUUUGGCCGCGUUGACCGCGGCAAUCGGCUUGUUCCACAAGGACCACUUGGCGCUCGACUUGCCGCAAACACCCGCGGCCCCCCACAACGGGAAGACGGUCUUGGUGUGGGGCGGCGCGUCCAGCGUGGGCGCCAACGCCAUCCAGAUGACCGUUGCGGCCGGGUACUGUGUGGUGACCACGGCGUCGGCCAGCGAUUUUGAGCUCGUGCGCCGCGCAGGCGCCACCCACGUGUUCGACUACCGCAAGCCGUCCGUGGUGGGGAGCGUGCUUGCCGUGCUUGGCGGCACGGACUUCGUGGGCACGUUUGUGGCGGCGGCCAAGGGCGUGUCGUUCAGGCACGCGUCCAAAAUCACGGCCGCGGCGCCGGGCGUGCGGCACAUGGUCAGCGCGCCCUUGUACCCGCUGGGCUUCGAGAGCGACGUCACAAGCACCUGGACGGACCUCGGCGUGGCGAACUACCUGGCCGAAACCCGCCGCCUUGCCACCCAUGUGUUCCACGACUUUCUCCCCCGUGCCUUGGCGACCCGGGCCAUCAGCGUGACGCCGGCGCCGCGCGUGUUGGGCCGCGGCCUCGACAAGCUCCAGGCCGCGUUGGACAUCAUGGCGGAGGGGGUGUCUGCCGAGAAGCUCGUGGUGGAGAUGUAG